AGUCGUCGCCGAGCCGUGUCCCGACCCGUCUCUGAUCCCACAACCACCGUCUCUCCAUCCGUCCAUCCCGUCCGUCCCGUCUUUCGCCUCGUUUUCUCCACCGUCGAAUCGAUACGCGAUUUCUUUGCCUCGUUAGCCGAGGUACGUGCGGACGGCGCUCCGCCUCGCAUUCGGCCUGACCGUUUAGUCGGGUGCAUGCACUCCUGCACCUGUUCCGUGGGUUUUUUCGGCCAUACCCGAAUAAUCGCCACCGCCUACUGAACAAUUCCCGUCGAGAUCGUGCGGUGUCAAUGCCUGGCCGGCGUUCCCGAGGGCGAUCCCAUCGAUUUUUUUGACAGAUGCAAGGUGAAUCGUCGAGUCGAGUGCCUGGCAAAAACAACGUUCCUAUCGAUUCCAUCGACUCGCUUCUGACGCGUAUAGGUUAGGAUAAAUAAAAAAUUUCUAAUCGUUCGUUAUAUGCGUCACGAGGAACGGGUCAAAAUGCGGCCGUAGAUGCGGCCGCACAUUUUGCUCUCUCGCGCUGCAUCUCGCUGAUUAACCGAACUGGACUCUAGUCGUUUUUUAACAUGACAACAGGCAAGGACGGCAGUAAGGUGACGACGGUGGUGGCCACGCCCGGCCAGGGUCCAGACAGGCCGCAGGAAGUCAGCUACACCGACACCAAGGUGAUUGGCAAUGGCAGCUUCGGCGUCGUGUACCAGGCGCGGCUGUGCGAGAACAACGAACUGGUUGCCAUCAAGAAGGUGCUGCAGGACAAGAGGUUUAAGAAUCGGGAACUUCAAAUUAUGAGAAAAUUAGAACAUUGUAAUAUAGUUAAACUUAAAUAUUUCUUUUACUCCAGUGGUGAUAAGAAGGAUGAGGUGUACCUGAAUUUGGUUUUGGAAUAUAUCCCUGAAACAGUAUAUAAGGUAGCGAGGCAUUAUAGUAAAUCUAAACAGACCAUACCCAUCAGCUUUAUUAAGCUGUACAUGUACCAGCUGUUCCGCUCGCUGGCUUACAUCCACUCGCUGGGCAUCUGUCACAGGGACAUCAAACCGCAGAACCUGCUCCUCGAUCCGGACACCGGCGUGCUGAAGCUGUGCGACUUCGGCAGCGCGAAGCACCUCGUCAAGGGCGAGCCGAACGUCUCCUACAUCUGCAGCCGGUACUAUCGCGCCCCGGAGCUGAUCUUCGGCGCCAUCGAUUACACGACGAAGAUCGACGUGUGGAGUGCCGGGUGCGUAUUGGCCGAGCUGUUGCUCAGCCAGCCAAUAUUCCCCGGGGAUUCCGGUGUUGACCAGCUAGUUGAAAUUAUCAAGGUGCUAGGUACCCCGACAAAGGAACAGAUCAAAGAAAUGAAUCCCAAUUACACCGAGUUCAAGUUCCCUCAGAUUAAAUCACAUCCUUGGCAACAGGUAUUCAGGGCUAGAACACCACCAGAAGCCAUCGACUUGGUGGCCCGUCUGUUGGAAUACACCCCUUCGUCGCGCAUCAGCCCCUUGCAGGCUUGUGCGCAUCCGUUCUUCAAUGAACUAAGGGAACCGAACACUCGCCUACCGAACGGAAACGAACUCCCUCCCCUAUUCAACUUCACAGAGCACGAACUAGGUAUUCAGCCCACGCUGAACAACGUGCUGAUACCGAGAGUGAGCCAGGACACCACAGGUAGUCCGCAGGAUGGCGUCGCCGCCUCAUCGGCCGUAUCGGCGUCCAGUGACGCCGACGCAUCCGGUAUACCUUAGGCGGUCGAAGACACGGACGACAGAACUCUAACCCACACACGCCCCCCCCC
Molecule: messenger RNA, 1771 nt
Organism: Aethina tumida (small hive beetle)
Lineage: Eukaryota; Metazoa; Arthropoda; Insecta; Coleoptera; Nitidulidae
Gene: sgg
Product: protein kinase shaggy
Exons: 8
Coding region: 567-1721 (384 amino acids)
Biological process (GO): negative regulation of canonical Wnt signaling pathway; signal transduction; protein phosphorylation
Cellular component (GO): axon; nucleus; cytoplasm
Molecular function (GO): ATP binding; protein serine/threonine kinase activity
Source: RefSeq, a predicted model, not a curated record